ACGCACUUAAACAAAACAUUUUAGAAUUGGAGUUAAAUAAGAAAAAGAAUUAGGCAGAAAUAUGAAUAUGGCCAAUUUGAAUGACCUGCGAUCGUAUUCGCGGCAUUGGUUAUCAGAGUUCAUUGAUCAAUACCAGGAGGAAGAGUGUUUAUGGCAGCCGAAGCAUCAGGAUUACAGCAACCACGGAGCGCGUAAUAAAAGCUAUGACAGGUUGGUUGAAAAACUGAAAGAAGUCGAGCCCCAUCCCGAUCGCGCUAUGGUAGUGAGAAAAAUCAACUCGUUGCGCUCGGCGUUCCGGCGCGAGUAUCGCAAAUCGAGUAAUAAGAGCGACUAUGAGACGCGGCUGUGGUACUACGACAAGCUGCUCUUCAUAGCCGGACACAAGCCCAAGCGACAUCCCAGCGAUAUGAAGCCGCCGAAGCGGGAACUGCAGAUAAAUUUCGACGAUGAGGACUCAAUGGAAUACGAGGAGGAAUCGCAUCACACACCGCAGUCACAGCAGCACAUUGAAUCAAUAGUGACGAACACAGCAGAUGAUGUAGAGUCGGAGCCAGCUACCAACGUAGUUGUCAGUAGUCAGGGUGCUACAUUAAGUACCAUUUCAGUGACGCCAGCAGACUGUGUGACGCUUGUCAAAAACGAAGAGCAACAACAUCAUGAAGCAGCAGCGCAGGCCCAUCAACAGUUGGUGGCACAGGCACAGGCAGCACAAACAUCUAUUGCUGCGGCAGCCGCACAGGGACAUGCAGUCAAGGUUCUGGAAAUAACAUCGCUGGACUCCAAUUCACAACGCGAGAUACAGCAGGCCGUCAACUCACUCGAACAACACCAACAGCAAAUGCACCACCUGCAACACCAGGCGAACGGUCAUGCCCAGCCGGUGCCGACUAUUCAAAUUGCUCGCGAGCACUACCAACCCAUUUUUGGGCAAUCAACGACAGCGGCUUACACAACUGCGGCGCCGGGCGCAACGCACCGCCAUGAGGACGAAUAUGACGCUAUUGGCGUAAAUGUGGCCAGCAAAUUACGCGCCAUCAAUCACACGCAGCGCAUCAUUGCUGAGAAAUUAAUCAGCGAUGUGCUUUUUAACGCCCAGCUUGAUAAUCUCACCGUGAACUCUUCGCUAACGCAAUAGGAUCCUUAGGCAAUAUACAAUUUUUAAUUCGUUCGUUCAUGUCAAAAAUUAGUUUUUAUUCCGUGUCGUAGAUUAUAAAAUACAUAUACAUAUGUACGUAAUUCUA
Messenger RNA from Scaptodrosophila lebanonensis, 1241 nucleotides. RefSeq lists its product as uncharacterized. The transcript has 3 exons. The record is from RefSeq and is a predicted model, not a curated record. Bases 62 to 1135 code for a protein of 357 amino acids. Lineage: Eukaryota; Metazoa; Arthropoda; Insecta; Diptera; Drosophilidae.